Molecule: messenger RNA, 173 nt
Organism: Eruca vesicaria subsp. sativa (arugula)
Lineage: Eukaryota; Viridiplantae; Streptophyta; Magnoliopsida; Brassicales; Brassicaceae
Source: the annotation of a GenBank genome assembly
AGAUCUCUCAAUCCACAAUGACCCAUAAUUUUGGUAACAUUGGUCCUGCAUGUUGUAAAGCUUUUUUAGAAGCGGAAGCUAACUGCACACCAAAUCUUCCUUUCAAUCCGUUUCUCAUUCCACUCUUAAAGGAACAUUGCUCCAGAGUUGCUAGUUCUCCAACCACACAGUAG